AUGUGUCCGGCCAAGACGAAGAAAAGCCGAGCCAAAGCCUCCAAGCCUCCGACCCAAAAGACCAUCGACUGCCCGGAUUGUGGAGAGGCAAUCAUCGUCCCCAAGAAAUGCAAGCACGGCAAGAAUCUGAUCAAAUGCCAAGGCACCGGCUGCUCCACGGCUCACAUCACGGAGCACAACAAACAGUGCCAGCCUGAGUUCCCAAGAGAAUGGAUCAAGGAGGCCACCGAACAGACGAACGCAGCUGCCACAGAGCGGGACAUCCGGAUCCUCCUCAUCCUGCAGGAAAUCAAGAACGUGGAGAAGAUGAGAGGCAGGAAGAUGAAGUAUCUGAAUGGCUUGCCAAAGGCCGACUUCCUCGAGAGCCUGAGGACAAUGGGCUUGGAGCAGGCAAGAUUGGUGGCUCAGAAGUUGAAGGCCGUGGCAGAAGGCACCCUCGAUCUGGACGCGGCCAUGUACGAUGACGAGGAGAGCGAACCCGACAGUGCCGCAUGCCAGACACCGCCCGAAGAAGAAGAAACCUGCAAGAAGGCCGAGGAAGACAAUGCACGAGGCUGA
Messenger RNA from Capronia coronata CBS 617.96, 558 nucleotides. RefSeq lists its product as uncharacterized. The record is from RefSeq and is a predicted model, not a curated record. The transcript has a single exon. The coding region runs from base 1 to 558 and encodes 185 amino acids. NCBI's taxonomy places the organism in Eukaryota, Fungi, Ascomycota, Eurotiomycetes, Chaetothyriales, Herpotrichiellaceae.